AUGCAAUGCGGUGGCUGGUCGACAACACUUCUUACUUCCAAAGGCUCCCUCUAUACUUUUGGUGUUCUCGAUGGCUUGCACAUGCCGCGCGAAGUCAGCUCUGACAGGUACGAACUCUUGAAGUAUCCACCUGGGUUUCCUCAGUCCACGGACAGAUACGAUCCGGCAGUAGCUACGCGACAGUUCUCGUCUGGACGAUCUCACAUCCUAGCACUAUCAGAUAGCGGCAGAAUUUGGUCCUGGUACGCCUUUUGUGAAGACGCGCUUCAUGUCAAGUUCCUUCAUGUCGACAUCAACGAAGCAUCGUCAUCUUCGAGCAGUCAAAUUCUGACCGCGGACGCCACCCGAAUUGGACGCGUUCGGCAGGUUGUGGCUGGGUGGAGCCACAGCUCUGCGUACAUUUACGGGACUGGCAUCAUCUUGUGGAGCCCAGUGAGACGUCCGCGAGGAGAACAUGAUUCAGAUAUGAUGUUAGUCGUCGACUCCGCAGUCGUACCGAAGACAAGCUACCAGCGGACGAAGCAUGCGUCUCGGCAAUCUGAAGACGACAAGGCCCUCGGGGAUGAAGUAGGCAUGGUCAACAACUACAUCGUGCUUGAGCAUUUUGUUGUCUUUGUUACAGAUCUUGGAAAGGUGUUUGCCGCAAAGAUCGGUGCCGAAUCGACCACCACCGAUAUCAUGGAACUCCGUCGCCUUCGGAACGGCACUGGUACGCAUUGGGAUGUCCAAGGGUCUUUCCGACACUUCGCCUCCUUCAAGAAUGACGAGGUCAUCGUUGCCGACCAAGGCUACCUCGAUAGAUGCUGGGACGCGCGUUUUGACAAUCCCGAUCAGAUAAAUAUCCAAGGCCUGCAGCGAAUUCCCGCUCUCCAAAACACCGGCGUGAUAUCCGUUGCAUUCGGCGACUACCACUACCACGCACUCCACAGCAAUGGCCGCAUCACCUCCUACGGUAAAGACCCUCGGGGGUGCGGCGCGCUCGGCCUCGGAAACGAAAACGACUCCCAGGCCUUGAUCCGCGGCAUCCACGUUGUCGGUGCCCGACGCGAAGGUCAACUGCUUCCCGAAACUUACACCACUGGCCGCCAGGUGUGGUUCGAGAAAGAAAAGCGGGAGUACAUGCGCUUCAUGGGAGCCGGUGGCAAGGAUCCCGCUGAGGCAAGCGAGCGGAUACAACUUGCUACUCACGAGCUCGCAGUCAGAGGCGAAGUCAGCGAGUGGUUCGAGCAGGAAACGAGGGACUGGGAUAAGCGUCCCGAGCUUAAGGAUGCAGAUGAGGAUGGCUUGGGUGCGUAUUUUGCGCUGAGUGUGAGUGCGGCCGGGUGGCAUAGUGGUGCGCUUGUGCUGGUCAAUGAUGUGCUUGCGGAGAUGCUGCCUGAGGCUUGCAAGGGUGGGCCGCCGGAGAAGUCGCUGUAUGAGGAGAAGCCUUUUAGCUGGGAGUGGGAGAACUGGCCCAGGCUGAGGCUUGCGGAUGGGAGGGAGAUGCCUGGGGAUGUGGAGUUCUCGGAGUGGAGAAAUGGAAGGCCGGAGUUCGAGCUGAACUUUGCGGUUUGA
Messenger RNA from Mytilinidion resinicola, 1554 nucleotides. RefSeq lists its product as uncharacterized. The transcript is spliced from 2 exons. Lineage: Eukaryota; Fungi; Ascomycota; Dothideomycetes; Mytilinidiales; Mytilinidiaceae. Bases 1 to 1554 code for a protein of 517 amino acids. The record is from RefSeq and is a predicted model, not a curated record. Gene Ontology annotation, molecular function: guanyl-nucleotide exchange factor activity. Gene Ontology annotation, cellular component: cytoplasm.